Messenger RNA from Rangifer tarandus platyrhynchus (Svalbard reindeer), 2223 nucleotides. Lineage: Eukaryota; Metazoa; Chordata; Mammalia; Artiodactyla; Cervidae. The record is from the annotation of a GenBank genome assembly.
AUGCCGGACAGCAGAGCAGCCCCGCAGGAGAGCCUGCUGGAUGCGAGCCUGGGGACCACCCAAGAAAACUUGGGAACCAGGUUAUUAAACAGACUACCGCCAGGUGGACCUGAGUGUGUUCGCAAACUCAGUUUGAACCUGCGGUACCAGCAAGAAGUAAGACCGCAUAUGAAAAGCAGAUCCCUGACUGAUGGGCAGACGCUCUCCAAAGAGCCCCCAAGCCAUGCUCUUAAACUCUCGACCCCAGAGAAGGUGAAAGAUGCCCAGUUGAAUCCUCCAGAGGAGGCGCUAUGGACGACUCGGGCCGACGGGCGCGUCCGCCUACGCAUAGACCCCAUCUGCUCGCAGACUCCCCGCACUGUUCAUCAGAUGUUCUCCACGACUCUGGACAAGUAUGGGGACCUCAGUGCUAUGGGCUUCAAGCAGCAGGGCACGUGGGAACACAUCUCCUACACCCAGUACUACCUGCUGGCCCGCAAAGCCGCCAAGGGCUUCCUGAAGCUCGGCCUGGAGCGGGCCCACAGCGUGGCCAUCCUCGCCUUCAACUCCCCGGAGUGGUUCUUCUCAGCAGUGGGCGCAGUAUUCGCAGGUGGCAUCAUCACCGGCAUCUACACGACCAGCUCCCCUGAGGCCUGCCAGUAUAUCGCCUAUGACUGCCGCGCCAACAUCAUCAUGGUCGACACACAGAAGCAGCUGGAAAAGAUCUUGAAGAUCUGGAAAAACCUCCCACAUCUGAAGGCAGUAGUGAUAUAUGGAGAACCUCCUCCAACACAGAUGCCCAGCGUGUACACGAUGGAAGAGUUCAUGGAGCUGGGGAAUGAGGUGCCUGAGGAGGCCCUGGACACCAUCAUCAACGCCCAGAAGCCUAACCAGUGCUGCACGCUGGUCUACACGUCAGGCACUACUGGGAAGCCCAAGGGUGUGAUGCUGAGUCAGGACAAUAUCACGUGGACGGCACGGUAUGGCAGCCAGGCUGGUGACAUCCAACCUGCGGAAAUCCAACAGGAGGUGGUGGUCAGCUACCUGCCUCUCAGCCACAUUGCCGCCCAGAUCUAUGACCUGUGGACAGGCAUCCAGUGGGGGGCCCAGGUCUGCUUUGCCGAGCCCGAUGCUCUGAAGGGGAGUCUGGUGAACACGCUGCGGGAGGUGGAGCCCACGUCCCACAUGGGGGUGCCUCGGGUGUGGGAGAAGAUCAUGGAGCAGAUCCAGGAGGUGGCGGCUCAGUCUGGCUUCAUCCGGCGCAAGAUGCUGCUCUGGGCCAUGUCGGUGACCUUGGAGCAGAACCUCACUUGCCCGAGCAGCGAUCUGAAGCCCUUCACAACCCGACUGGCAGAUUACCUGGUGCUAGCCAAGGUCCGCCAGGCGCUAGGCUUUGCCAAGUGUCAGAAGAACUUCUACGGGGCAGCCCCCAUGACUGCGGAGACACAGCACUUCUUCCUGGGCCUCAACAUCCGUUUAUAUGCGGGCUAUGGCCUCAGUGAGACCUCAGGCCCCCACUUCAUGUCCAGCCCCUACAACUACCGGCUCUACAGCUCUGGCAAGGUGGUGCCAGGCUGCCGGGUGAAGCUGGUGAAUGAAGACGCAGAGGGCAUCGGGGAGAUCUGCCUGUGGGGCCGCACCAUCUUCAUGGGCUACCUGAACAUGGAGGACAAAACGUGUGAGGCCAUUGAUCCUGAGGGCUGGCUGCACACGGGGGACACGGGCCGCCUGGAUGCCGACGGCUUCCUCUACAUCACGGGGCGUCUCAAAGAGUUAAUCAUCACGGCUGGUGGGGAGAACGUGCCCCCUGUGCCCAUUGAGGAGGCCGUGAAGACAGAGCUGCCAAUCAUCAGCAACGCCAUGCUGAUUGGAGACCAGAGGAAGUUCCUGUCCAUGCUGCUCACCUUGAAGUGCACUCUGGACCCUGACACCUUUGAGCCCACGGAUAAUCUGACAGAACAAGCCGUGGAGUUCUGCCAGAGGGUGGGCAGCAAAGCCACCAUGGUAUCUGAGGUUGUGGGGAAGAAGGAUGAGGCUGUGUAUCAGGCCAUCGAAGAAGGGAUCCAGAGAGUCAACAUGAAUGCAGCUGCACGACCCUACCACAUCCAGAAGUGGGCCAUUCUUGAGAGGGACUUCUCCAUUUCAGGUGGAGAGCUGGGUCCCACAAUGAAACUGAAACGCCUCGUAGUCCUGGAGAAGUACAAAGAUGUCAUCGAUUCCUUUUACCAAGAGCAAAACAAGUAA